This is a messenger RNA of Alosa alosa (allis shad), 1340 nucleotides long. It is a transcript of the gene brcc3, whose product is annotated as BRCA1/BRCA2-containing complex, subunit 3. NCBI's taxonomy places the organism in Eukaryota, Metazoa, Chordata, Actinopteri, Clupeiformes, Clupeidae. Bases 116 to 898 code for a protein of 260 amino acids. The record is from RefSeq and is a predicted model, not a curated record. Gene Ontology annotation, cellular component: BRISC complex; BRCA1-A complex. Gene Ontology annotation, biological process: double-strand break repair. The transcript has 8 exons. Gene Ontology annotation, molecular function: metallopeptidase activity; polyubiquitin modification-dependent protein binding; cysteine-type deubiquitinase activity.
GGAAACUCACCGGAAGACUUGCGUGCGACGCCAACCGAGCCUGUGGUAUCAAAUGAUUCCUGAUAUGCAUUACGAAUAAAAAUCAAGUUAGUCUGUUACUCUCUUCUCUUUUAACAUGGCUGUUAGCGCCGUUUAUCUCGGAUCAGACGCCUUUCUUGUCUGUAUGAACCAUGCCUUAAGUACGGAGAAAGAAGAGGUUAUGGGACUAUGCAUUGGAGAGGUUGAUACAAAUCGCAUUGUACACAUUCACUCUGUGAUCAUCCUGCGGCGGUCAGACAAAAGGAAAGAUCGUGUCGAAAUAUCACCUGAACAGCUCUCUGCUGCCUCAACCGAGGCAGAAAGAUUAGCUGAGAUGACUGGGCGCCCAGUGAGAGUUGUUGGAUGGUAUCACUCCCAUCCACAUAUCACAGUUUGGCCAUCACACGUCGAUGUGAGAACUCAAGCAAUGUAUCAGAUGAUGGAUCAAGGAUUUGUGGGACUUAUUUUUUCUUGUUUCAUUGAGGACAAGAACACUAAAACAGGUAGAGUGCUUUACACCUGUUUCCAGUCAGUCCAGGCACAGAAAGGCUCAGAGUAUGAGAGAAUAGAGAUUCCAAUUCAUGUGGUACCACAUGAGGCCAUUGGUAAAGUCUGCCUGGAAUCAGCUGUAGAGCUCCCCAGGAUCCUUUGCCAAGAGGAGCAGGACACAUACAGAAGGAUCCACAGCUUAACCCACCUGGACCCAAUCACAAAGAUACAUAAUGGCUCAGUGUUUACCAAGAACCUGUGUAGUCAGAUGUCUGCUGUGAGUGGCCCAUUACUGCAAUGGCUGGAGGACCGUCUUGAACAGAAUAAGCAGAGCAUUCUGGAGCUGCAACAGGAGAAAGAGCGCCUCACCCUGGAACUUGCCUCCUUGUAACGAAAUGCAUGAAUGGGAAUGCAUGGAGUGAAGUGUCUGUUAUUUUUUAUUUGAUCAUUUGAUGAGAGAGCACUUGUACACAUCCUUACAGACUUUUAAGGAUGUAUAUAAAUUAAUUUAAAAUGAUCACAACACACAGAUCUUCUGACAAUGUGAUUGAAAUUUUGUGGAAACUUGCUAACAUUUUUUUAUGUGUGUGAUUUCUUAAAGUUAAUUGUAUCCACUUAAGUUUUGAAGCCAUAUUGUGCUCUACUCACACUGCCAAUAUUCCCACAAUCUUGUUUCUCUUUCUCUCUCUAGUCCACUGUUGGGUCACUCUGCCUCAAUAGACCAAUAUUUUAUGUCAAGAGGCUUAUACUUAAAUAUGUGUGCUUAUAAUUAAAUAGACUUAAAUUUAUGGGAAUUAAUGGGAAUUGCUAAUAAAAUACCAAUAAUGUGGUAA